GUGAAGAUAAAAACAAAAACCCACCAAAGCCCCAGCCGGAAGGACAAAUAAUAGAUCUAGAGAUACCGACAAAUUCCCAAUUCUCCCAUGGCGAUGUCUCUCUAUUUUGUUCUUCUUCUUUUCAUGUCUCUGCUUGUUUCUUUUGGUUCUGCUGAGAUCCGAUUCACGGAGAUCCGAUCCGAUGGCCGCCCCAUAAUUCCCUUCGACAAAUUCGGUUUCACCCACACAGGCCGUCUUGAGCUCAACGUCUCUCAGGUCGAGCUAUCAGACUCGAACCGAAAUCUUGACUUGUCCAAAGUCGGAUUCUUCCUCUGCACACUCGACGCAUGGAUGCGCGUGCUCCAACAACUUGAAGAUGAGGAGGUCGCCUGCGUUCUCGAUUCCGAUCUCAUUAAACUCGUCUCCAACUUUAAAUCUCUUAACGGGCAAUCCAGCUUCAACUCCCUUUAUGAAGAAAAGGAUGCCGAUCAGUACACCCUCGUCUUCGCUAACUGCCUUAACCAAGUUAAAGUAUCGAUGAAAGUCCGAUCAGCGAUGUACAAUCUCGACGGCAAGAAAAAUCGCUGGGAUUAUCUCUCGGCGGGCGAAACGGUUCUCCCUAGGGUUUACUUCCUUUUGUCCCUCGUUUACUUCACUCUCGCCGGGGUUUGGAUUUACGUGCUUUACAAAAAACGACUCACCGUUUUCGGAAUCCAUUUCUUUAUGCUUGCUGUGGUUAUUUUGAAAGCGUUUAACCUGGUAUGCGAAGCAGAGGAUAAGUCUUAUAUUAAGCGUACAGGGAGUGCUCACGGUUGGGAUGUAUUGUUUUACAUAUUCAGUUUCUUGAAAGGGAUAACGCUUUUCACGCUGAUCGUUUUGAUUGGUACUGGGUGGUCGUUUUUGAAGCCUUACUUGCAGGACAAGGAGAAGAAGGUUUUGAUGAUUGUGAUUCCACUUCAAGUCGUUGCUAACAUUGCCCAAGUUGUUAUCGAUGAAACUGGGCCUUUCAGUCAGGAUUGGAACACAUGGAAGCAAGUGUUUUUGCUUGUUGAUGUCGUUUGUUGUUGCGCAGUGUUGUUCCCGAUUGUUUGGUCUAUUAAGAACUUGCGCGAGGCAGCUAAGACAGAUGGGAAAGCCGCCGUGAAUUUGAUGAAGUUGACUCUGUUUAGGCAGUACUACAUCGUAGUGAUUUGUUAUAUUUACUUUACCCGUGUUGUGGUUUAUGCCUUGGAGACGAUUACUUCUUAUAAGUAUCUUUGGACCAGUGUAGUGGCUGGGGAGUUAGCCACACUUGCAUUUUAUGUGUUUACAGGGUUUAAAUUCAAGCCAGAGGCUCAUAACCCAUACUUUGUGAUCGAUGAUGAGGAGGAAGAAGCUGCAGCAGAGCAGCUGAAGCUUGAAGAUGAGUUUGAAUUGUGAUAGUAUUCAUUGAGGAAAAGAAAUGGAGAAUGAUUGAAGAAGGUUCAGGUUGUCAAACUGGGGCAAUUGAGGUAGAAGCCUUAUCAUCUUAAUGGGUACCAUUGAAAAAAAAAAUUGUGAUAUUUGAUGCUUGUUAGUACUUAUUGUGCCCUUUUGAUCUACUGUACCUUUUUUUUUUAUAAGUUGUUAGGAUACUUAAACUUUGAUGCUUGUUGUGAAUUUAAUAGCAUAUGUAACUACAAAUACAAAACUUAUGCCAUACUUUUUGUUAAA
Molecule: messenger RNA, 1671 nt
Organism: Gossypium arboreum
Lineage: Eukaryota; Viridiplantae; Streptophyta; Magnoliopsida; Malvales; Malvaceae
Product: protein CANDIDATE G-PROTEIN COUPLED RECEPTOR 7-like
Exons: 1
Coding region: 88-1398 (436 amino acids)
Biological process (GO): transport
Cellular component (GO): Golgi apparatus; membrane
Source: RefSeq, a predicted model, not a curated record